Aspergillus melleus is the source of this 1164-nucleotide messenger RNA. RefSeq lists its product as uncharacterized. The transcript has 2 exons. Gene Ontology annotation, molecular function: glycosyltransferase activity. The record is from RefSeq and is a predicted model, not a curated record. Bases 1 to 1164 code for a protein of 387 amino acids. NCBI's taxonomy places the organism in Eukaryota, Fungi, Ascomycota, Eurotiomycetes, Eurotiales, Aspergillaceae.
AUGACCAUUGACACCACGCUCCAGGAACAUGGCCUCGUGGCCGAGACUCCUCCUCUGGCACACCUGUAUGAUGAGGCCAUCAUUGACAAGUUGCAGAAUCCCGCCCCCUUGACGUCAGAGCGAAAUUUGUGGGCGUUCUGGGAUGGUGGCUUCCAUGCCAUGCCCGGAUGGAAGCAGCGGAACGUGCUGAAUUGGGUGCGACGCUGCGGACACGAUUGGGAUGUGCGUCUGCUUGACAAUGUGGCCGGCUCGAGUGCGAACAUCAAGCAUUUCGUACCGCGCGAAUCCCUGCCAGAUGCCGUCUGGGAUGGCCAGAUGGAGGGCGAGCACGCAGGUCAGCAUACGUCGGAGCUUGUGCGGCUGGCGCUCCUCUACCACCACGGUGGCGUGUUUCUGGACGUAUCGAUUUUGAUGUUGCGUGACCCCGACGCCCUCUGCUGGGCGUCGCUGGCCGAUGAGCGCUCCCCGCAUCGUGUCAGUGCCUGGUACCAUAUCAACAUGGGCCAAGUGGUGCAUAGCUCGCUGGCGGCGCGGCGACAUGAUCCGUUUAUUUAUCGCUGGAUGCAGGUGUUCCUCCAAAUGUGGAGCAGACGCCGCCAUGCAGAUGGACUCCAUAGCCAUCCUCUGGUGCGACAUCUGGAGCUGUUCCAGAUUAAGGUGUUCAACAUCCCGGCCGACAAGAAUUGGGUCGGCUAUAAUGAUUAUACAGCUAUUCUGCUGGCCUUCCAGCGAGUGGCACGCAACUGCGAGCCAGACGGUGGAUUCGAUGGUCCAGCAUACGUACAGCAGCAUUUCCAUCUCCUGUCGGUGUCGGAUGAAAUGGAGACCGGUUUCUUUGUGCCUGCGGAGAAGCUGCCUCUACUGCUGACGCUGCCGGUCCAGGGCCAAGGCGAGGGGGGUGACGGCGCUGAUGCGAAGCGAUAUGUCUAUAAAACGCUGGCUCAAAGUUCAGUGGCCAACUACCACCAGGGAAUUAAAUACCUUGGCUAUGCAAACCCCGUGGCAACACAGUGGAACAGUGCCGGAGAUGAUUGUCGACCGGGAUCGUGGGGCGAGCGACUGCGGUACGGAAGCGUGCAUUAUCGACAAACGCGAAAGGUUGAGCCUGCUCACAUGAAAGAGAUGGAACCAACAUACAUGGGCAUGCUGGAUACUGUUGAGUAA